Molecule: messenger RNA, 525 nt
Organism: Geodia barretti
Lineage: Eukaryota; Metazoa; Porifera; Demospongiae; Tetractinellida; Geodiidae
Source: the annotation of a GenBank genome assembly
AUGACCAUCGAGCAGAAGAUCGAGGCCGCUGGCCUGACGCUGCCCCGGCUCGAAGACAGCUACAGCAACAACCCGUCGGGCGCGAAAUACGUCUCGCACCAUGCGGUGGGGCGCGUGCUGUACCUCUCGGGCUGCACGCCGGCGAAGGACGGCAAGCCCUACAUGACCGGCAUUCUCGGCGUGGACCGCACGAUCGAGGAAGGCUACGAGGCGGCGCGCCAGUGCAUGCUCUGCUACCUCGGCCUGAUCAAGUAUGCGCUGGGCGAUCUCGACCGCAUGCACCGGAUGCUGCAUCUGGUGGGUUAUGUGAACUCGGGUCCCGAUUUCGUCGAUCAGCCGCGCGUCAUCAACGGCGCCGUCGAUCUCCUGGUCGAGCUUUACGGCCGGCGCCUGAUGCCGACCCGGGCGGCCAUCGGCUGCCGCGGGCUCGCCGUCAACCAUUCGGUCGAGCUGAUCGCCACGGUGGAAUUCGACGGCGGCAGCGUGGCGCCGGCGCUUGCCCGCGACGGGACGGUGCUCGACUGA